AUGCCCUCAUCGCUGCUCGAGCGCGUAAGGACCAGCGCGGAGACGGUCCGGCCCACCUUCCUCUUUUUUCGCGGCUCGACAUGGAGCCAUCGCCCCGGUGAGACCAACUACGGGGAGGGCGUGCGGCUCACGCUGCAGCGUGCGCUCUCCACCUUUCAGCUGCCGCGGCACAUCUCGGUCGAGCGCUCGCUCUCACCAUUGAAGGUUACGCCCCGCCUCAAGAAGCAGCGGGCCAUCUUCUCCGAGGACCCGGUGUCUCUCCCCCUCUACCUCGAGGAGAUGAGCCUCUCCGACUUUUGCCUCUGCCCGAUGGGCUCGACCUCGUGGACGCUGCGCAUUUCGAGCGCGGGUCAUCGGCCGCCGACGGCGGCCUUCCCGGACGAGCCGCUGCGACCAAAGGCUGGCGCGGCUGCGAUGGGUGUGGCGGCGCUGCUGGUUGCGGGCUACCUGCUGCUGGGGAAGCGGCACGUGAGCAGCAGCUGGCACACGUCGCACGUCUUCCCGCGCGUCGGCGGCGUCACGGGCACGUCGUAUCAGCGCGUGUUCCACUACCUCAACUCCGUGCUCUUCAUCUGGGGCUUCAAGCUCUCCACCCCCUUCUUCGCCUCCGUGGCGCAGCUCUCGAUCCCCGUGAUGACCUUCGUCUACACCGCGCUGGCGGGGCUGGAGGUGCCCACGUGCCUCCGCACCACAGGCGUCUGCCUGAUCGUCCUCGGCUGCCUGCUGACCGCUCUCGGCUCCGCCCACCACGAGCAUGCCCCCGCCGCCGGGGCUGCCGCCGGGGCAGCGGGCAGCGGUAGCCCGCCAGUGCCCGCGAGUCUGUGGGUCGGCGCGGGCUUCCUGCCGCUGCAGUCGGCAAGCUGCCGGAGCUGGGGCUUGACUUGGCGGAGGGGGACGGACCGAGUAGGCGUUGGCUGCCUCGCGCUGCAGACUGGCUCUUUCUCGGGGCUGCUCGUGCUGCAGAAGGCGCUGGUGCAAGCCUACCCCGUCGCGCUUGUGGUUGCGUGGGGAUACUCGGCGGGUUGCGAUGCUCGGCGUCGCGGCGAUGGCCUCCGUCGUCAUCCAAGAAGGCGACGACGCGGCGCAUGCCCCGAACGACAGAGUACUCGACAGCAGGACCACCAGCCCCAGCGACCGCGAGGACGACGGGUGAGCCGCGCCUAUCUGGGCGCUGCUGCGGGUCGUGCCGCCUGAGGAGGCGCGCGCCGGGGUGAGGCGCGGAAGGGGCGCGCGAUACAUCGAGAGAGAACUUGCCGAGAGUGCGAAGAGGUUUGAGCGAGAUAUCAACGGCUCAACGCGUGUGUAGUCUUCUGUCGUGUACUCUAAAAAAGUAUUCUUGAGGUUC
Emiliania huxleyi CCMP1516 is the source of this 1345-nucleotide messenger RNA. RefSeq lists its product as hypothetical. The transcript is spliced from 9 exons. The record is from RefSeq and is a predicted model, not a curated record. Lineage: Eukaryota; Haptophyta; Isochrysidales; Noelaerhabdaceae. The coding region runs from base 1 to 1194 and encodes 397 amino acids.